GCUGCUCUGCGGUCAGUGCUGUCACUGUGACGGUGCGUGUUCAGCCAUGAGGAGCGCCCACGGGCACACUGCGCCAGUAUGCCACGGGAUAUAACUGAGGAACGGACGCAGAGGUCGGCGCAUUGUCUCCAAAAAGUGCGUGUGGAUUAUUACAACAGAAGAACGACAACGCUUUGCUUUUUACGCUCACGUCCAUGAUCGGGAGGACGCGCAAACUCGGCAAAGAUGGAAAAACCUGGUGGAGGCAGGAGGUGUCGACUUCCAGGCAUCACCUGAAGAACUGGAAGGUGAUGCUGUGGGUAGUGGUGUCAUUGCUGAUGCUAGCGGAGGAUGUGUUUUCUGAGGAGGACAAUAAAGAGGCUCAGUCAGACCUCCAGCGUGUCCUCAGACAACCUUCCUGGCCUCCUGCUGAGGAUCUGGAACAGGAGAACAGAGUCCCCACACCCUGGCUUCAAGCCUAUGAAGAGUGGUCUUUGAUGCAGGAGGAGGAGCUCCAGCACAGCAGAUGGCGGCGCUCUUCUCGUGAUCCAGCCACAUCCAGAUCAACAAGGAGGAACCGCAAAAAGAUACCAAAGAGCAGCCGUGACUGCCACCUAGAGCGGAAGGAGAUGCGAGUGAGGGAUCUGGGCCUUGGCUACGACUCAGAUGAGACGGUCAUCUUUAAGUACUGUGUUGGGACAUGUCACAGCUCCCGUAAGAACUAUGACCUGGUCCUUAAAGCAUUGAUUGACAAUGGGAGCAUCUCUGGCAAGAAGAUCAGCAGUAACCCCUGCUGUCGGCCAACCCGCUACGAGACGGUGACCUUCAUGGACUCCCAGACUACAUGGCAAAUGAUUAAGUGGCUCUCGGCGGCCAACUGUAGCUGUGUGGGCUGAACGCAGAAAAAAGUGCAAAUCUUCAAGACACAAACACAGUAAAGUUGUUGUGUGAUGAUGCACCGUACUGCAGAGCCUCAACAGUGGGUGUAUAUAUCAUAGGGGACCUGACCUUGGCUCAUGUGGUGUGAGUUCUGGGAUUGCACCAUGUGGUGUCCAGGACCUCCCCUUUGCUAACUGCUUAGCUGUGGUUUAUGGAGGCUCAGGAACCUCAUAUGGAGUCUGGUGGCACCAACAAGCUCCUGGUGGGUCAUGCCUGCCCUCCAGUCUGUAGUAGUGGAAGGUUUGUUUCAACGGCCCAAGCAAUAAGAAGCGAGGAAGACACCAUCAGUGAUGUUCAGAUCCAUGGUGGAUUAUAGGUGUGGACCGUCUUUCAGCCUGUUGAAGGUGAUGCAUCACGCCUUCUAGCAGCCAUAUUGGUCUUCAGAUCAUUGAUUGCAACAGUUGCUCAGAGCUGCUUAUCACAUUUCUAAGCCUGCAAAUAGAGUUAAGACCAUAACUCAGGCUUAUUACAAAUACAUGUAUCAGUAUUUGCAUAAACUGUCAGCUAAUAUGUAACAUUAACUCACUAUCCAAAAAUGCUGAUUACAGUGCUGCUAGGAUGGUGUAUGUUCAUAGGUUAGCUUGGAAAUUAACGUUACCCCUGGUUGCCUCAACAGGAAAUUACUUUGUUUCAUUGGGUUUUGGAUUAUCAGCUCUGUGACAAACAGGAGGUUAUGAUACUUGGAUUAUUCAACGAGAUGAUCAUCGCAAAUGUACCCCACUUUUAUGAUUUUUGAAUACAGUCACCAAAACUAAAAUGCAAUAAUACUGACAUUACAC
Molecule: messenger RNA, 1697 nt
Organism: Sphaeramia orbicularis (orbiculate cardinalfish)
Lineage: Eukaryota; Metazoa; Chordata; Actinopteri; Kurtiformes; Apogonidae
Gene: artn
Product: artemin
Exons: 4
Coding region: 195-875 (226 amino acids)
Molecular function (GO): receptor tyrosine kinase binding; growth factor activity; glial cell-derived neurotrophic factor receptor binding
Source: RefSeq, a predicted model, not a curated record